ACUAAGAUGAACAUUGAAAAUUCUGUCUAACCAACAACAAAAAAGUGAUCAGUAAUAAAUCAUUCAACACAUUGAUGUUACUAUUAUUUCUUAACCAUAAUAAUGUACCGGACGCCCACGCAUCACUUUUUUUCCACCCUACAAAUUAAUUGGUUAAUUUUUAAAGCACAUAAUGGUUGGUAUUGGUGAUGACACUGAUGUGUGUGUGCCUGUGCGUGUAUGCGUGUGCUGUGCUGUGCUAUGCUGUAGUAUGGUGUAGUGAGGUUUCUUUGGUGGGGGGAGGUCGGUUUUCAAAAAAGAAAAGACUCUGUUGUUUAUUAUCAUUUUUUAAUGAUUAUCAUUUAUUGUAGUGUGAACACAACAUGUGAAUAACUUUUCUGGAGAAAGAGAUGAUUUUUUUAAAAAUCGUAUGUCCUGGAUCUAAAAUACAAAAUUGUCGUCUGUUAUCUUAGUUUAUGACAGAAAAAAUCUUUUUUGGUUUUACAUAGAAACAAAUUACUAAUGGAAUAACUAAAUAUAAUUUAGUUACUAUGUACUUUAUUAAAUUCAAUGGAAGACCUUAUUUUAUCCAUCAUAUGCUUUACAUGAUAAGAGAACAAAGAACAACUAAUUGAAGUAUCCCAGUUUCUACGAAGAAGAAGCAGAAGAAGAAGAAGAACAUGAUGCAUCGUUCAAGAUCAAAUUCAUUACAUUCAAUUCUAGAAAUGAUUCUUUCAUUAUUAUUACUAAUGAUCUAUGGAAUUAUUAUCAUUUAUAGUAAACCAUUAGAUAUUGAAUCAGAUACACCAUUAACUAUAAGUUUUAAUCCAUCGUCUAAUCAAGUACAAUUAAAUCAACCAUUAAUAAUACGUUGUGAAGUUCAUUCAUUCAAUAAUAAGCAAUUAGAAGUCAAUAACAAUAAUAAUAAUAAUAUACUUAAUGGUUAUAGUAUGUUCUUUCAAUGUCCUAUAGCCCCAUGGGGUAAAUUUUGUUUUCAUAAUUGUCAAUCAGCAUGUGUUGGUGAAAUACCUAAUCAAUGUCCAUAUGAUAAUGAAUUAAGUCUUAUUAAAUGUCGUACUGCUAUGACUGAACAAGGUUAUUUAUUUUAUGAAUAUACAAUACCAAAUCUAACUGAAACAUGGUUAGGAUUAAAUCAUAAUAAUAAUGAUAAUAACACUUCAAUGGAUAAGGAUAAUCAUCGUAAUAAAAUAGGUUUCUCAUGUAAAACAACUGGAUUAGAAACACCAAGAAUUCCUUUAACUAUAGUUAAACCCAAUGAUAUUCAAUUGAAUACAAUGGAUCUAUCAAAGACGAAAACAUCAUCAUCAUCAUCUAAUUCUCAUUCAAUGAUAUCUCAUUUGAAUAAAACUAUAUCUAAUGAAUAUAAUACACAGAAAGAUGAAUCUAAUCCAUUGAAUAAUGGAAUGAAUCAAUCGAUUAAACGAAUCAAUUCUGAACUUAAAGCUGCUUUAACACGUGAAGUAAUAAAUAUUGAUGCAAUUAUUAUAGUGUUCAUCUCAGUUAUACUCAAUGUGUUCUGUUAUAUUCGGUGUGCAUUAUUUCGUCAAUAUUCAAAUUUGAAACUGUACUGCAUACAUGACGUUUACUCACAAUCGACAUCCUCAAUAAUAAUGCAACAGGUUUCUGAAUGCAUCACUUCCGGCGGCCAAACUUCAAGUUCUGUAUAA
Schistosoma mattheei is the source of this 1667-nucleotide messenger RNA. The record is from the annotation of a GenBank genome assembly. NCBI's taxonomy places the organism in Eukaryota, Metazoa, Platyhelminthes, Trematoda, Strigeidida, Schistosomatidae.